Molecule: messenger RNA, 2703 nt
Organism: Alternaria atra
Lineage: Eukaryota; Fungi; Ascomycota; Dothideomycetes; Pleosporales; Pleosporaceae
Exons: 5
Coding region: 1-2703 (900 amino acids)
Cellular component (GO): cell septum; cell periphery
Molecular function (GO): chitin synthase activity
Source: RefSeq, a predicted model, not a curated record
AUGGCGUACAACAAUAACCAAGGUUAUAACCUUGGUGACCCCAACACCGGCUACGACCGCACCGAGCAUGAGGAGGAAGUUGGUCGCUCGCUCCUGCAUGAGAACCCCAACGGCGCCCACUCGGACCCUUUCUACGGCAACCCCGAGGUCCGCCCACACUCAACCUACAGCUUGACCGAGUCGUACGCGACCGACAGGCCAACACAGUACCCCGGCCAGGCUCACGCUGGCUCUGACUACUCAGGGACCACGGGCGCCUACGAUGCACCGGGCGAGUUCGGCGCUCCUCAGCGAGCUCCAUCACCAUACCAGAGGAGCGAGACCAGCUCAACCGAGGCAUGGAGACAGCGACAGCAGCCCGGCGGAGCCGCUGGUGGCGGCCUCAAGCGUGGUAUGACCCGUAAGGUCAAGCUUGUCCAGGGCUCCGUUCUGAGUGCCGACUACCCUGUGCCUUCGGCCAUCCAGAACGCCAUCCAGGCCAAGUACCGCAAUGAUCUCGAGAGCGGCAGCGAGGAGUUUACACACAUGCGCUACACGGCCGCGACAUGCGACCCCAACGACUUCACCCUCAAGAACGGUUACAAUCUGCGUCCCGCCAUGUACAACCGCCACACCGAGCUGCUCAUCGCCGUCACCUACUACAACGAAGACAAGGUCCUCACUGCCCGUACUCUGCACGGUGUCAUGCAAAACAUCCGCGACAUUGUCAACCUGAAGAAGUCCGAGUUCUGGAACAAGGGUGGCCCCGCUUGGCAGAAGAUUGUUGUGUGCCUGGUUUUCGACGGUAUCGACCCUUGCGACAAGGGUACUCUUGACCUGCUCGCCACUAUCGGUAUCUACCAAGAUGGUGUCAUGAAGAAGGAUAUCGACGGAAACGAGACUGUUGCUCACAUCUUCGAAUACACCACUCAAUUGUCCGUUACGCCCAACCAGCAGCUCAUCCGCCCCCACGAUGACAGCGCCAGCACGCUUCCCCCCGUCCAAAUGAUGUUCUGCUUGAAGCAGAAGAACACCAAGAAGAUCAACUCGCAUAGAUGGCUUUUCACUGCCAUUGGUCGUAUCCUGAACCCUGAGGUUUGCAUUCUGCUCGAUGCUGGUACAAAGCCCGGACCCAAGUCCCUUCUCGCCCUUUGGGAAGGUUUCUACAACGACAAGGAUCUCGGUGGUGCUUGCGGUGAGAUUCACGCCAUGUUGGGUAAGGGCUGGAAGAACCUCCUCAACCCGCUCGUGGCCGCACAGAACUUCGAGUACAAGAUCAGUAACAUUCUCGACAAGCCGCUAGAAUCCUCCUUCGGAUACGUAUCUGUCUUGCCCGGUGCUUUCUCUGCCUACCGAUACCGCGCCAUCAUGGGCAGGCCGCUCGAGCAGUACUUCCACGGUGACCACACUCUCGCUAAGAUCCUCGGAAAGAAGGGUAUCGAAGGCAUGAACAUUUUCAAGAAGAACAUGUUCUUGGCCGAAGAUCGUAUUCUGUGUUUCGAACUUGUCGCCAAGGCUGGAUCCAAGUGGCAUCUUACCUACAUCAAGGCCUCCAAGGGAGAGACCGAUGUUCCCGAGGGUGUUGCUGAAUUCAUCGGUCAGCGUCGUCGUUGGUUGAACGGUUCUUUUGCUGCCGGUAUCUACUCCCUCCUGCAUUUCGGCCGCAUGUACAAGAGUGGCCACAACCUGGUCCGCAUGUUCUUCCUGCAUAUUCAGAUGCUCUACAACGUCUUCCAAACCAUCAUGGCUUGGUUCUCCCUGGCUUCCUUCUGGCUUACUACCGUCGUUAUCAUGAGUCUUGUCGGCACCAAAACCGAUGACCGGGAUGCCUGGCCAUUUGGAAACACUGUCACGCCCAUCUUCAACGUCAUUGUCACCUACCUCUACCUGGCAUUCCUGAUCCUACAGUUUAUUCUGGCUUUCGGUAAUCGUCCAAAGGGUUCCAAGUGGACUUACUUGGUCUCUUUCUGCGUUUUCGGUCUCAUCCAGUUCUACAUUGUUAUCCUGUCCAUCUAUCUCGUUGUCCAGGCUUUCACGAAUCCGUCAUCGGAGAAGCUCGAUACCUCAUCGCCGGAAGCAUUCGCCAAGUCUUUCUUCUCGUCUAGUGGCGUUGGUAUCAUUAUCAUCGCGCUUGCUGCUACUUUCGGUCUCUACUAUGUCGCCUCGUUCCUCUACAUGGACCCAUGGCACAUGUUCACCUCGUUCCCGCAAUAUCUGCUUAUCAUGUCUUCCUAUGUCAACAUCCUCAACGUCUACGCCUUCUCCAACUGGCACGAUGUUUCUUGGGGUACCAAAGGUUCCGACAAAGCAGAGGCGCUUCCUUCAGCGAAGACGGAGAAGGGAGCCGACGGCAAGUCCAAUGUCAUCGAGGAACCAGAUCUACCGCAAGCCGAUAUCGACAGCCAGUUCGAAGCCACCGUCAAGCGCGCUCUUGCACCCUACGUACCGCCUGUCGAGGGCGACGAGAAGACCCUUGAGGACUCGUACAAGUCUUUCCGUACCAAUCUCUGCAUAGCCUGGAUUGGUUCAAACGCUACUCUUGCGGUCGUCAUUACCCAAGACAACUUUGACCAAUUCGGUUUCUCUUCGAGCGCCUCGAGCAGAACCGCGCAUUUCUUCCAAGCCCUUCUAUGGGCUACCGCCGCACUCGCCAUUGUCCGUUUCGCCGGAUGCUUGUGGUUCCUUGGUCGCACUGGUCUCUUCUUCUGCGUUAGGAAGAGGUAG